Molecule: messenger RNA, 528 nt
Organism: Arachis duranensis
Lineage: Eukaryota; Viridiplantae; Streptophyta; Magnoliopsida; Fabales; Fabaceae
Exons: 1
Coding region: 1-528 (175 amino acids)
Molecular function (GO): nucleic acid binding
Source: RefSeq, a predicted model, not a curated record
AUGGGAGAUGCGUUAUGGGCUUAUAGGACCACUUACAAGACCCCAAUCGAAAUGAGCCCCUUUCGUAUUGUUUUUGGGAAGCCUUGCCAUCUUCCAGUUGAAAUCCAACAUAGAGCUUAUUGGGCUGUGAAGAAUUGUAAUCUAGAGUUGAAGGGGGCGGGAAUGGAAAGUAAGCUCCAAUUGGAGGAAUUGGAAUGUCUUAGAUUAGAAGCAUAUGAGAAUGCUCAGUUCUACAAGGAAAAAGCCAAGACAUUCCAUGACCAAAAUAAUAGGAGGAAGAGCUUUAAGAUAGGUGAUGAGGUGCUCGUGUACAAUUCAAGAUUGCGAUUGAUGCUCGAAAAGUUGAGAUCUAGGUGGGACGGUCCGUUUAAGGUGGUGGAUGUCAAGCCUUAUGGAGUAGUGGAAGUGAUUCACCUUAUCAAUGGGAUCAAGUUCAAAAUCAAUGGUCAUAGGGUGAAACUCUAUCACACUCAAGCAAAGAAUGCCAAGGAGUUGGAGGUUUUCCUCCUUGGAGAAGUUCCUAAGUGA